Chrysemys picta bellii (western painted turtle) is the source of this 967-nucleotide messenger RNA. RefSeq names its product olfactory receptor 51G2-like. NCBI's taxonomy places the organism in Eukaryota, Metazoa, Chordata, Testudines, Emydidae. Gene Ontology annotation, cellular component: plasma membrane. Gene Ontology annotation, biological process: G protein-coupled receptor signaling pathway. The record is from RefSeq and is a predicted model, not a curated record. Gene Ontology annotation, molecular function: G protein-coupled receptor activity; olfactory receptor activity.
UUCAGAAUUCCUCAGAUCUACCCAGUAGAAUAUGUCAGCUGUCAAUGACACAACAUUUAAAUCUGUAAUUUUCCUUCUCACUAGACUACCGAGUCAUGGAGAGGCAUAUCUCUGGAUUUCUAUCCCCUUCUGUUUCAUGUAUGUUAUUUCGAUAGUAGGAAAUUCAGUCAUUCUGUUCAUUGUAAAAAUGAAUCCAAGCCUCCAUGAGCCCAUGUACAUUUUCCUUUCCAUGUUGGCCAUCACAGACCUUGGCAUAUUGAUAACAACCAUACCGACGAUACUGGGAACAUACUUGUUUAACUCUAGGGAGAUCAGCCUUGAUGCCUGUUUAGCCCAGCUCUACUUCAUCCACUUGCUUCAGUGCAUUGAAUCUUCUGUGCUGUUGUUGAUGGCCCUUGACCGCUUCAUCGCGAUCCAUAACGCGCUGAGAUAUGCUUCCAUAUUAACCCUGCCGAGAAUAGCCAAGAUGGGACUGGUGGCUGUGAUAAGAGCGAUGGUCAUAAUACUUCCACUUCCCUUUCUCCUGAAACGGUUCCGAUACUGUCGAUCCAAUGUCCUCUCCCAUUCCUACUGCCUGCACCGGGAGGUCAUGAGCAUGGCUUGUUCGGAUAUCACAGUCAACGUCAUCUAUGGAUUGUUUACUAAACUCUUAACAAUGGGGUUGGACUCGCUGCUCAUCUUCCUCUCUUAUGUGAUGAUCCUCAAAACAGUGCUGAGCAUCGCGUCCCACGAGGAGUGCCUGAGGGCCCUGAACACCUGCGUCUCCCACCUCUGUGCCAUCCUGCUUUUCUACACACCAGAUAUCAGCUUGACUGUGAUACAGUACUUUGGGAAGGGCUCUUCUCCCAUGCUGCAGAUUCUCCUGGGCUACAUCUCGCUGCUUCUCCCUCCUCUGAUGAACCCAAUUGUGUACAGCGUGAAAAUCAAACACCUUCGUGUGAGGAUAAUCAGGGUGUUUGUCAAGUGA